This is a messenger RNA of Exophiala mesophila, 2553 nucleotides long. RefSeq lists its product as uncharacterized. NCBI's taxonomy places the organism in Eukaryota, Fungi, Ascomycota, Eurotiomycetes, Chaetothyriales, Herpotrichiellaceae. Gene Ontology annotation, molecular function: protein binding. The record is from RefSeq and is a predicted model, not a curated record. Bases 1 to 2388 code for a protein of 795 amino acids. The transcript has 2 exons.
AUGAGGUCAUUGAUUCCAAUUUUGCUUCUGAUAGUUUGGUCUUUGUCGCUGCGACCUGCUGCGGCUGUGGACGUCCAACAAAAUGUUACCAUUUGCAACUGGGCACGUCUACGCGCUGGCGUUAUUCGUGAUGCCGUCUAUCUCGAUGGUGGUCUCCUUUGGUGGCAGACUGCCUUUGCCGACGGCACCACUCCCGUUGUGAGCAGUGACGGCAAUGUCGCUGGAGACAUGUUCAUGCUCAAUUUCUCCACUCCCUUCAAUACUGCUUCUACCAAUUUAUCUGCUUUGCUCCAGCGGAUGCCCAAGGCUGGUGGUGCCGGCAACAACAUAGCUCCAAAUUAUGUCGACGGCACCAUGUUCACCAACGAUGGCGAGCUCUAUCUAUACGGUGGCUUGCCCCGGCUCACCGAUGCCACCUCACCUCAAAGCGCUCAAGCUGUUCUGGGCUAUGAAGCCUAUCAGUAUGGUCCAGACCGACCGAGCUGGGCCCCCGGCUUCUAUCAAGGCACCCUACCUGAUGACGUUACGCGCUAUGUGACCAACGGCGCUGGAGUGUCCGCCCCGAGCGAGGAUCUUGGCUUUUACUUUAGUGGCAUGAGAGCUCCAGGCUGGGGUCCAAUCUAUUAUGACGACUCGUCUGCCAAUGUCACGGCAAAUACUCUGAUACAGGUUGAUAUGUCGACGAUGAGAAAUGAAGAAUGGACCAACAUCACUAUUCCAGACAACAUCCCAGCCCGUGCAAACGCAGAACUAGUAUGGGUUCCAGCCUCGGAACGUGGUAUCUUGGUUGCUAUCGGAGGUGUCAUUGAACCUGAAGAGAUUUGGGCACGAGGUCUCAAUGAAUCGCAACAAGAGGAGAGUCGAGCACAAAGCCCUGGGUUCAUGACAUCUGUCCCUGUCUAUGACAUUGCCUCGCAGGAGUGGUAUCUGCAGAAUACUACUGGCGAAGCCCCAGGCCAAUUGACCCAGUUUUGCUCGGUUUUGGCUACCGCGCAAGAUUCGUCUUCACACAACAUAUACAUCUAUGGUGGCUAUAACGGACUGGAUUCUGGCAAUGUCCCUUCCGAUGAUGUUUGGAUCUUGUCGCUCCCCUCAUUCACCUGGGUCAACGCUUACAAAGGCACGUCCACCCAUGGACGUUCUGGCCACAGAUGUGUAACUCCAUACCCGGACCAGAUGUUUGUCAUUGGUGGAGUUCAUCAGAAUCAGGCCAACUGUGUCGAAGGCGGCAUCAUCCAGGUUUUCAAUCUCAACACCUUGGAGUUUCAGGACUCGUAUGACCCUGAUGUAUGGUCAAACUACGAGGUUCCUGCUGCCCUCCGUGAAGUGAUUGGUGGCAACAGAGAUGGGGGCUCAACCGCGACGACAUCCUGGUCUGAAGAUGCUCUGGAAACUCUCUUCACUUCGCGAUAUUCAAAGCAAGUCACUCAAUAUUAUCCUUACUCGUCUGUAUCAGCGUCAGCAAGCAACGCAGAAGACGAAAGUUCUUCCGGGGGCGUGGGUAGGGCUGCCAUCAUUGGGAUAAGCGUCGCUGCUGGAAUAGUAGGCCUGCUCAUUAUCAUCCUCUGUCUCCUCCUUCUCCGUCGAAGACGUAUCAUCCGCAGCGGCUCAUCGGUCAAAUCAUCAACCUCGGGUCAUAGCAGAGUCACGAACUGGCUCAACGGCGGGUCCUUCAUUUCGUCCAAAACAAGAUCUCCGGUUUCACCAAUGGAUCCGGAUCAGAUGGAGAAGAAAGUGACUGAUUCUUCUGAAUCGACCCCUCCUCUCCAGCCACAGCGACAUGAGAUGGCUGGCACAGAGAGGCCUAAGCCGCCCUAUGAAAUGGCCACAGCUUACAACGACUUGGAUCAUCCUCGGCAUUCGAGCAUCCUAGAUGGCGCAUAUGACUCCAAGUACGGGCAUACACAUGCACACAGUAACUCCAAGUCGACGUCUUCCAACGAAUACCGCCCUUCACCUCUAAGCGGCACCCAGUUUGCCAACCCUCAGAACGAGGAAGAAUUUUCGUUUUCACGAAGCUCCUAUGGCCCAGGUCAGGAUACUGUUAAUUGGCCGUUUCCAUCCGUGGGGGCUGCUCCAUACAACGGAGAGAAACGCACGCGCUUCGAGAAUGACAACAGCCCUGCCAGCUCCAGCAUACACCCGAUAGUAGAAGAGUCUAAUCAGAUUCACGAACUCGGCGCCGAGCGAGGAACAGCUCGAGGCAGCACUGGCUUCGCUACGAUGCAUCCUAAUGACAGCGCUAGUAGUGGGUUCGACACACUACCGAGUCCACGGCCGGACGGACCUCUUACGGGACCAGACGAUCGCCGUCAAAGUCUUUUCCACGCCGGCGUGAGCCCGGUGACACCCACCUCGCAGCACAGAUAUUCCUCGCAUUUGACAUGAUUUGAUGUAUGUUUUGAGCGAAAGAGCUGGGAUUGAGCAGAUACCAACGCACUAUAUCUCUUGUUGCAAAGGGAGGUAAUGAAACGACCAAAAUAUUAACAUGAGCCUCAUUUAUUUCCGAAAUGAUAUUAUAUAAUGUACAAGCGAGACACUACGCAUGGCCUG